GUGUUAUAAUAAUUGAUCUUAGGUAAUUUUUAAUAUACAACAACUAUUGGCAAGACUCCCUUAUUCCCGUGUAAUUCUAAUACAUUGAGACUCAUAUGCUACUACCUACUACUAAUACAGAUUAGAAAAAAAAAUACAGGUAUUUAGAAGACAAUUCAGAGUCAACGGCCUUUUUUCGUGACACGUGAGAUACGUAGUCGUUGUUGAAUAAAACUCGAUCGAUUAUUUUCAAACUGGACGUUUUAUUGACGCAUAUUCUUGUUUAACAAUUACACGACGCCCAAUGAUUAAUGUGUUUUCUAUUAUAUCAAUUGAGGCGAGUGCGCAUGCGAAGAAUUGCAUUAUUAGAAGAACUAUAACUGAGAACGGACAGUUUCAUUAGCGGAAACAAGGCGACAGUUGCGUUUACAAAAAACUAUGACUCCUGUGCGUGAAAAAUAAAGUCGUGUCGAACCUUAAGAAAUGUCGUGCGCGUCUGCAAAUACCGAUCAAAAUGUGAGAAAUCUAAAUAGUAGCAAAGUUUUGAAGUUGGAUAUUAGCUUCUCCAAAACAGAGAGUGGUCUCAAUAAUAAAUGGAAAGAUGGUUUUAAAAAACUUGGCACAAAUUUACCAACCAUUUCAGAACUAAAACAAUAUACGGCUAUUUUUAUAUGUGGUUUGUCACUAUGGGGCACAUCAUGGUUCCUCUUGAAGAAUUUAAUACUGCCUGGAGGUUUUGUUUUCAACAUAACUCUCCUGAUAAUAAUGGGAUACAUCUUCGGUCACACUUUGGAAAGAUACACAACAAUAAGCCCAGUUGUCGGAAUGACUUUAAUAGGAGCUUUAUGUAGAACCCUCGUCCCGGUAAACUUCCUGGAAAAUCCAAAUGCAGACGCGAUAGAUUUUCAUCUUAGACGAAUCUAUCCUGUUAUAAUUCUGACAAAGGGCCCACUCACGUGGAAUUGGGAAUAUAUAAAAAGCAAUUCCGUGAAAGUUUUCUCAUUGGCGACCCUUCCCUGGAUCGUCGAGUGUUUGUCGACGGCCUUCUUUACUCACGUCCUCCUAGGAUUCCCUUGGUACUGGGGUCUUCAUCUCGGUGCCAUAUUAGCUUCAGUUUCACCAGCAGUUGUUGUGCCUACAACCAAUGCGCUUAGUGCUAGAGGACUCGGCCUAAAGAAUCAAAUAGCCCUGCUAGUUGCAAACGCUGGUGGAUUAGACACAGCUUUUACUGAAGGCAUGUUCGGGGUCAUCAACAGUGCAGUAUUCUACCAAUCGGCUCCCGUUUAUAGGAUAGUCAAGGCUUUACUCGCAAUAUUCGUCGGUAUCGGCUUAGGAGUGACAUGGGGAGUGUUGGCUGAUAUAUUGCCGGACCACAAUGAUUUGUACGCUCCAACAAUACGAAGUCUCCAUAUUUUCUCUGGGGGCGUUUUAAUCAUGUAUGCCGCUGGUUACUUCGGAUGGGGUGGCGUUUCUGGUGUAGCUGUGAUGGUAUGCGCAUUCGCAGCAGGAACGCGGUGGGCACGACGUGACUGGCCAAUCAACAAUAACCCUGUUGCCCAGGUGUUUAAUCUUCUGUGGAGGAUCUUUGAACCCAUGCUUUUCACGCUUAGUGGGUAUUUCUUGGAGGUAACAGAAAUAACCGCGAGGGAUUUCGGGCUGAUUUUAGCUUGCAUAUUUUCUGCGCUUCUGAUUCGAAUGCUAACGGCUUUCUUAGUCGCCCUGGCUACUGACCUAUCUAUAAAAGAGAGUAUCUUCGUUGCUAUUACUUGGAUACCGAAGGCUAUAGUUGAGGCGGUACUGGUAAGAGUAGCCACGGACUCUUUAUGGGCAGAAGGUUCCACAGCACAGGAUAAGUGGAUAGCCAAACAGCACUCAAAUAUCAUCGUUAUAGCUAUACUGACAACAUCUACUUUGGGUUCAGUGCUGACAACAACAUUGGGGCCCAUUCUUCUUUCUCGCGACACAAGGAUCUCACCAGAAGAACUCAACCGGCCGCAGUCGCCACAAUCCUCGGACAUCGUCAGAACAAACAAUACUCUUGACUCUUUCCAAUAUAUAGACGCAUCUGUGUAUAUAAGGAAAUGCAAGAUAAUAAACGGGCCUCGGCAGUUAUCGAUAAAGGUGUCUAUCUCGUACACCGGGAGGAAGCGAAAACGUGAAUCCAUACAGAGCACGCCAACAGUCAGUCUAAAUAAACUUACAAAAGAAGAUGAAAUUGUCAAGAAAUCAUCGUGGUACACUUCGAGCGUUCCAACUUUUGCGCAUUACGUGACAUUAGUUUUAUUAGGAUCCCUGACAUGGGGCAUCUUGUGGUGUGCAUGGGGCAACAACUGGGCGUGGGAUGGACAGUGGUUUCGCUUAGCAAUAGUAGCAGUCAUGGCCUGGACAAGCGGGCUCAUCCUACAAGAGUUGACCACACUGCCACCAGCACUCGCCGCUUUACUCACGGGCAUGCUUGCCCGCCAUCUUGGAUUUAUAGACAUGCGAGUUUAUCCGCAUAUUGAUGCAUUUUUAAGGAAAAUAUACCCAGUAAUAAUCCUGGGGAAAGGAUCAUUGUCUUGGGACGUUAACUAUAUGAGAGAAAACUGGUACCAGGUGCUUGCUUUAGGAGCGCUUCCAUGGACUACUGAAGUAGUUCUUGUCGCAGUGUGCACGCAUUUCCUUCUAGGAUUUCCUUGGCUUUGGGGUUUUCUACUGGGCUCCGUUUACGCAUCUGUAUCAUGUCCGGUGGUGAUGCCGUCAGUCGUGAAGCAUGGCAAGAAUGCCGGCGGGGAAGUUAACUGGCCGCAGUUAAUAUGCACGGCGGGGGGUAUAGACACCGGCCUCAGCGUCGGCGUGUUUGGCGUUAUUUUCACAUUCAUGUUUUAUGAAACUCAUGACAGCUAUCGUUACAUCAAAGCAGCAUUGGGACUAAUCGUUGGCGUAGCACUUGGCAUCGCGUGGGGCACCUUGGCAAAGUUUGUGCCGAAUUCAAAGGACUUCUUUGUGACAGAACUGAGAGUUUUAUUCGUUCUCGCCGGAGGACUUUUCGCAAACUUUUUCACCUCCUCCAUCGGAUGGGGCGGCACUGGUGUGGUGGCAGUGCUAGCUUGUAAUGCGACGGCGGCGACACACUGGAGUAAGAAAGGGUGGAAACUGAACCAGAAUCCGGCCGCAACGGUGUAUCGAGUUUUGUGGUCAACCUGCGAGCCGGUGCUGUUUGCCUUUACGGGUACUUUCUUUGUGUUGCAUAGUUCGAUAUCCGAGACGAUGCUAAUUGGAUUGGGCAUUCUGUUACUUUGUGUAACUGUAAGACUGAUGAUAACUGCGCUGGCGUGCUGGAAACUCACUUUGAAAGAGAAGAUCUUCGUGUGCUGUACUUGGAUACCAAAGACAGUUGUUGAGGCCGUUUUAUGUCCGCUGGCAAUUGACACCAUAUUAAUGACGGGCACGCGAAAAGAAGAAUUAGUUUACGCUGAGGAACUUAUGAGAAUAAUAGUGCAAGCCAUACUCGUUAGCACACCUAUUGGUUUCCUACUAACCAACAACUUGGGGCCUAUGUUGCUGAGUAAAUCGCAACCAGAAUGUGAAAGCAAAACCGAAUCAACAAAAAGAAAAUCAAAUGGAUCUGUUAGCGAAGACAGCAGGUUAUGAGCUUGGAAAUAUUGGAAGAACAAACAAACACAGCUGUUUUUUUUUUAAUAUUUAAGAAUGUUACAAAUGCAAACGUAUUAGUUAAUCUUAGUCAACUUAUGCCAAACAUAAUUUUAGUUUGAAUUGUAUUAAAGUUUCUAGUUAAUAACAUAAUAAAAUAACAAAAUAUAGCUAAUAAUGUGUACUAUGUAGAAUUUUUUUUUAUGAAAAAUUUUGAUUUUUAUGCGUGUAUAAUACAAGUUUCUUUUGUGUCUGUGGGUGCGUGAGGCACUCUUAAAUGUGUACGCUAGGAUGUAUUUGUGUAAUCUAUUUUUGAAUCAUACAUCAUAGACGGUCGAUUGGCGCAUUGGGCAGCGACCCUGCUCACUAAGUCCAAGAAGUUAAAUUUCGCAUAUGACCAGAAAUUUUACCAGAAACCGUCAAACAUAAGACUUUUGUUGAAUUUAAUACCAACGAAAUGACGAUGACGACUUCCCUGGCGCAACGGUAAGCGGGGUGAAUUCAAGAAGGAGGUCCCAGGUUCGAUUCCCGGGAAGGCAAUUUGG
Pararge aegeria (speckled wood butterfly) is the source of this 4157-nucleotide messenger RNA. RefSeq lists its product as uncharacterized. Gene Ontology annotation, cellular component: membrane. The coding region runs from base 463 to 3612 and encodes 1049 amino acids. Gene Ontology annotation, molecular function: antiporter activity. The record is from RefSeq and is a predicted model, not a curated record. Gene Ontology annotation, biological process: proton transmembrane transport. NCBI's taxonomy places the organism in Eukaryota, Metazoa, Arthropoda, Insecta, Lepidoptera, Nymphalidae. The transcript has 23 exons.